UUGUGAAGUCCAGUGGCUCGAACGAAAUAUCUACAGUGUCUUCUAAGAUGGAGAGAUUAUUGUUUAUUAGUGUGGUGAUCUUGAUUCUAAGUGUGGCUACGCCUGGAUCGAACGGCGAUCUAAUUAUAAGUAAUUUCAAUGUGAUGAAAUAUGGAGCAGUUGGAGAUGGUUCUACAGAUGAUGCCCCAGCAUUUGUGAAGGCUUGGAAAGACGUCUGCCAGAGUAACUCGCAGAUUUCACGUCUCAUCGUACCAGCAAGAACCUUCUUACUCAAACCAGUUAUUUUCAAGGGUCCUUGCAAAUCUCAGUACAUAUACAUUCAGCUUUCAGGGAAGAUAGUGGCACCAAAAACAAAAGGAGGAUACAGUGGAUCCCAAUUAAACACAUGGCUUGGCUUCAACUACGUAGAAGGUCUGAUCAUAAGUGGAAAAGGCACAAUCGAUGGACGAGGUUCUAUCUGGUGGGAUAACCCUUGCCUUGGAAAAGCAGUUCCCGGCACGUCAUGCCGUCCACCAACCGCAUUGACACUGUACAGAUGCAAUCGGUUCGCACUGAAAGGAAUAACACAUGUGAAUCCAGCAAGAAGUCACAUAACCCUCACAAGCUGCAAGUAUGGCAAAAUAUCUAACAUCCGUAUGAUAGCUCCUGGAGAUAGCCCUAACACAGACGGCAUUGAUAUUUCUGGCUGCAAGAGCAUCCAAGUUCUUGAUUCUUUCAUUGGCACAGGUGAUGACUGCAUUGCAAUAAGUGGGGGUUCCUCCCGUGUGCAUAUAUCAGGCAUAACUUGCGGUCCAGGCCACGGUAUAAGCAUCGGAUCCUUGGGAACAGGUGGAGACAGGGACAUUGUGGAGGAUGUAACUGUAAGGAAUUGUACCAUAACAGAGACUUUAACCGGAGUAAGAAUCAAGACAUGGCAGGGUGGAGUUGGAUAUGCAAGGAGGAUUAAAUUCGAGGGGAUCAGAUUUGUUCGUGCCAAUAACCCCAUUAUCAUCGACCAGUUUUAUUGCCCACAUAGGACUGAUUGCAAGAACGAGACGAAGGCGGUAAGAGUGAGCGAUGUUACGUACAGAGGGAUAGUGGGAACAUCAUUGACGAAGGAAGCCAUCAAGCUGAACUGCGACCAGAACAUAGGAUGCUCCAACCUCGUCUUUGACAGAGUCUAUCUGUCUUCUGCUGUUGCUGGACAGAAAGCCACUGCCUUUUGCCACAAUGCUCACGGGACUUUUUCUCAUACCAAACCCACUCUUAAGAACUGCUUGCUUCCUAAUUAAUUUACAUUAAUUAAUUAAUCAUAUAUAUAAGUAGUUUGUUAAUCUUAUCUAUAUCUCUAUAUAUAUGAGUAGUUUAUUAUUAAUCAUAUAUAUAUAUAUAGAGAGAGAGAGAGAGAGACUAUUUAUUGAGUGUAAUAUUGCCCUUUCCUUUCUUUUCAUUGUUGUCCUGAAGAGCCACCAUGUUGGGAGUGAAUGUGCUCCUUUGAGAAGACCGAUGUAUUGGUUUAUUAACGACUUUCGUUGUUCAAAUAAAGUCUAUGCUU
This is a messenger RNA of Neltuma alba, 1534 nucleotides long. RefSeq names its product probable polygalacturonase At3g15720. The record is from RefSeq and is a predicted model, not a curated record. Lineage: Eukaryota; Viridiplantae; Streptophyta; Magnoliopsida; Fabales; Fabaceae. The transcript has 10 exons. Gene Ontology annotation, molecular function: polygalacturonase activity. Gene Ontology annotation, biological process: carbohydrate metabolic process. Bases 48 to 1271 code for a protein of 407 amino acids.